Molecule: messenger RNA, 3812 nt
Organism: Pleuronectes platessa (European plaice)
Lineage: Eukaryota; Metazoa; Chordata; Actinopteri; Pleuronectiformes; Pleuronectidae
Gene: cs
Product: citrate synthase
Exons: 11
Coding region: 124-1530 (468 amino acids)
Biological process (GO): carbohydrate metabolic process; citrate metabolic process; tricarboxylic acid cycle
Cellular component (GO): mitochondrial matrix
Source: RefSeq, a predicted model, not a curated record
GGCAGCGUGCGGGCCUGAAUCCCUCUUCAACCUUCCGGAGGGGCACCUUCAAGUAGCUCCGCGGUGCAACUGGCAGCGGCGUCCUCAGCUGAAGAGACGUGGAAGUAACUCAGACCAGAAAACAUGUCGUUCCUGACGUUCAGCCGCCUGGCGCCCAAACUCCUCAGCCCCAAGAAUGCCAACUUCCUUGUGGCAGCCAGAAAUGCCAGCGCAUCAACAACAAAUCUGAAGGAUAUUCUGGCAGAUCUCAUCCCCAAAGAACAGACCAGGAUCAAGAACUUCAAACAACAGCAUGGCAAAACCAACAUAGGACAGGUUACUGUUGACAUGGUCUAUGGAGGUAUGAGGGGGAUGAAGGGUCUGGUUUACGAGACCUCUGUUUUGGAUCCUGAUGAGGGCAUCCGUUUCCGGGGCUAUAGCAUUCCAGAGUGUCAGCAGUUGCUGCCUAAAGCUCCAGGAGGUGAGGAGCCACUGCCCGAGGGCCUCUUCUGGCUGUUGAUCACUGGGCAGGUGCCCACCGAGGAGCAGGUGAGCUGGGUGUCCAAAGAGUGGGCGAAGAGAGCAGCACUUCCCUCUCACGUCGUCACCAUGUUGGACAACUUCCCCACAAACCUGCACCCCAUGUCUCAGUUCAGUGCUGCCAUCACAGCUCUGAACAGCGAGAGCAGCUUUGCACGGGCUUACUCUGAGGGCGUCCACAAGACCAAGUACUGGGAGUUUGUCUAUGAAGACUCCAUGGACUUGAUCGCCAAGCUGCCCUGCAUUGCUGCCAAGAUCUAUCGCAACCUGUACCGCGAAGGCAGCAGUAUCGGAGCCAUCGACUCCAACCUGGACUGGUCCCACAACUUCUCCAACAUGCUGGGCUACAGUGACACCCAGUUCACUGAGCUAAUGAGACUCUACCUCACCAUCCACAGUGAUCAUGAAGGAGGCAAUGUCAGUGCCCACACCAGCCACUUGGUGGGCAGUGCUCUGUCUGACCCCUACCUGUCCUUCAGCGCCGCCAUGAAUGGUCUGGCUGGGCCUCUGCACGGGCUGGCCAAUCAGGAGGUGCUGGUGUGGCUGACUGCUCUGCAGAAGGAGAUGGGAGGAGAGGUGUCUGAUGAGCAGAUGAGGGAUUACAUCUGGAACACACUCAAAUCUGGAAGGGUGGUGCCAGGCUAUGGUCAUGCUGUCCUGAGGAAGACGGACCCACGUUACGCCUGCCAGCGUGAAUUUGCCCUGAAGCAUCUGCCCAACGACCCCAUGUUCAAACUGGUCGCCCAGCUUUACAAGAUUGUCCCCAAUGUGCUGCUGGAGCAGGGUAAGGCCAAGAACCCCUGGCCCAACGUGGAUGCUCACAGUGGAGUGCUGCUGCAGUACUAUGGAAUGACUGAGAUGAAUUACUACACGGUGCUCUUCGGAGUGUCCCGAGCCCUCGGCGUGUUGGCUCAGCUGGUGUGGAGUAGAGCCCUGGGCUUCCCCUUGGAGCGCCCCAAGUCCAUGAGCACGGAUGGUCUGAUGAAACUGGUGGGAGUCAAGUCAGGCUGAAGAACCACCUGAAAGGAGCCGGGGGUUAGUGUAAAGGGUGGGAGGAGGUGGAAAUAUCGAAAAAAAGGCAGACAUAAGUUGACCCCCUGUCAUUUCCAACCCCAGGGAUUCAAUGGGAUUCAAAGAGACAGUACGCUUUUAAUGUCAUUUCACAAAAGAAGGGCCUUUUAACUCGUCUCACAGUUAGUGUUUGAGUGUAUUUAGUUAACCCCUGAGAGGUCUUCCCCACCGUGCCUCCAUAUUUGGAACACGUAAGGUGAAGGCUUCAGUCACAUGUAACCCAUAGUCGGCUCAAACUAUGUACUAUUCUAAGUCUGCUAGCAUUGCUAAGAUUUUCCCCUUUGCAGUGCCCACGCAUUUGUCAUUGAGCACCUUGUGGGUCUGAACUAUGAAUAGGCAGUGGCAUUCAAAGGGAAUUGUGGGAGUGAACUACACUUCGUUUAUAUGUGUUCAAAAGUUAAAAUACCCGACUCAACCUUUUGUUGCUUCUGGCUAAUGCAGUGAUUUGUUUUAGAGGACGUCCCAAAGAAUAAUCUGUCCCCCCCCCGCCCCUAAAUACGACUCAACUUAGUUUUUCCUUCUAUGCAAUGUUCCCAGAUGCCAUCCCAGCCGGUCUAUUAACACGCUUCACUCCUGUAUAUGAACACUCCAGUUUAGACAAAAAGGUCCUCACAAGUAAAGUUAACGAGCUGGGCGGGUUGAUAAGUUCAUGGCCUAAGGAUGGAGGAGUCCAUUUCAUUAAAACCUCUCGGAUCCCUUCUUUGUGGUCAACGACCUCCAGCGUGGUGACGGUGACUGGCCUCCAGGGAUGGCGUUGGUCCUCCAGGCUCCUUGCCACGCUUUACCAGGAUGUAAGAAGGGGCCACGUGUCCUCCAGGACCUCUUUAGGUGACAGGUCCUUGAGAUGAGGUACAGUGGCUGAUGGGCCAUUUUCAAUCAACCAAAACAGAAACUCCGAAAAUGUUGGUAGCUUCAAACUUUUGUGUAUAGUCUCUCAAAGAACUAAACCGCUCUUGCAUCUAACCAGAGAACUCGUCUCCUUCCACCUUAGGCCAUGGACUUAUCAACCCCCCCCUAGCUAGCCAACCUUCAAAAACACCAAUAUCAGUUUAAAGUUACUGCCCCUUUCAAUCUUACGUCUCCUCUCACCAACUCUAGUGGUUUUUUCUUUUUAAUGAUGACCUGUAUUUCCCUCUAUGAUCAAAAUAACUGUCUUGUCCAUUUUUUCGUAGGUAAGCUUUCGUGGUUUUAACGGGUCUCUGCGCAAAUGGACCCGGGUAGAGAAUCCAGAAUAAUGUACAGUAAUCAUGAUGAUGAAGUUCUGAGCAGAGGGUGUUGUAAGUGACAGCCUGUUGUGAAUCCUUAAGAGCAAGCUUGACUGAAAAGUGGGAUCCGGGGACACUGAGGUCCUGUCUCGUCUGAGUGUAUGUUUGUUAAAUCCCCACAGGAGAGCGCUUUAAACAUCAAAUACUCCAAAAUGAGCACUUGCUUGAUAGGAUUUCCUUAUUCUAGACGUAGACCCCCCCCCUCCCUGGUUGAUUGUACCCCUCUCUUCAGAGGUUUUUUGGGUGUUGAAUAUGUAUGAAACUAUAAUCUUUGGGUUCUCAUUUUGUGGUUUUAUUUAUACUUUGUGUACAUAGUUAUAUGUAUAUGUAUAGCUUGAAUGUAUGAGCUCGAUCACGUGCUUGUUAUAGCCACAAAGAUUACCAUAGUUGAUCCACAGUGUCCUUCAGGGUCACUGUGAAAACUUAACAAACGAACAAAAAGAAAACUGCAGCUAUCUUGUAUGCAUAUAAUUUCUUGCCUAGCUCAGGGGGCCGAGCCGGUGCUGUUUAGUUCAAUAAUUUCCACUUCAGUGUUUCAAGCUUGCUCUUAAGCUCUGGGUUUGUCAGCACUCCAAUUUUCUUUUUUUUGUAGUUUAAAGUUCUUGGAUCCUUGUUAAUUUCCUUCCCCCUCAAACUGCUCAUGCCGCGUGUUAGUCGAUCGCUCGUUCAGAUGCGUGAGUCUCUCUGCCGCCAUCCUCUCGGCUUCAUCGGGUGUGUUCAGUGUUUGGUCGUGGUGUUCUUCUGUGUGUUGGGUCGUUCAAGAGAUGAGGUUAUUUUGAUCGUAGAGGAGCAUGUAGAGGUUGAACAUGAUAACGGUGAAUUCACAGCAGAUGGAUUCACGAAAGAGAAACACUGUGGGGGAUGGGGCUGGACGGGUCAAUGGGAGAGAAAAGCUUGAAGAGCAAAUAUUGGAAAACCUGACAAAAAAAUGAAAAAUAAAGGUUUUUAUUAACACUU